GUACAAGGAAAUGCUAGAACUAGUGAUCUCACCCAGCCUCACCGUGAACAACGACUGCCUGGGAAAACUGAGGUGGAGCCGUGACGGCGACCUGGUGGGGGCUCUGAGUGACAGAGAAGGCAUCACCAGAACGGCUGCCCUGAGUGUGCCCCAGCUCCCGGCAAGACCUUGUCCACGUGUCCCGCCCAGCCCACCUUCUGCAGCCAUGGCAGCCUAUGGCCAGACACAGUACAGCACUGGGAUCCAGCAGGCCGCCCCCUACACAGCAUACCCGCCUCCAGCGCAAGCCUAUGGGAUCCCUUCUUACAGCAUCAAGACGGAAGACAGCUUGAACCAUUCCCCCAGCCAGAGCGGAUUCCUCAGCUACGGCUCGAGCUUCAGCACCUCGCCCACUGGACAGAGCCCGUACACCUACCAGAUGCACGGCACAGCGGGGCUCUACCAAGGAGCAAACGGACUGACCAACACGGCCGGCUUCGGGACAGUGCACCAGGACUAUCCUUCUUACCCCGGCUUCCCGCAGAGCCAGUACCCCCAGUAUUACAGCUCGUCCUACAACCCUCCUUACGUCCCGGCCAGCAGCAUCUGCCCUUCACCCUUGUCCACGUCCACCUACGUCCUCCAGGAGGCGUCCCACAGUGUCCUCAACCAGACCUCCGAGCCACCGGCCGGUGACUACAACACACACAACGGACCCUCCACGCCCGCCAAAGAGGGAGACACAGACAGGCCACACCGGGCCCCUGACGGGAAGCUCCGGGGCAGGUCAAAGAGGAGCAGCGACCCGUCCCCGGCAAGUGACAAUGAGAUCGAGCGUGUCUUCGUGUGGGACUUGGAUGAGACAAUAAUUAUUUUUCACUCCUUACUCACGGGGACUUUUGCGUCCAGAUACGGGAAGGACACCACGACGUCUGUGCGCAUUGGCCUGAUGAUGGAGGAGAUGAUCUUCAACCUGGCGGACACACACCUGUUCUUCAACGACCUGGAGGAUUGUGACCAGAUCCAUGUUGAUGAUGUCUCGUCAGAUGACAAUGGCCAAGAUUUAAGCACGUACAACUUCUCCACCGACGGCUUCCACGGCUCGGCCCCGGGUGCUGGCCUGUGCCUGGGGGCAGGCGUGCACGGCGGCGUGGACUGGAUGAGGAAGCUGGCCUUCCGCUACCGGCGCGUGAAGGAGAUGUACAAUACCUACCGCAACAACGUGGGCGGUUUGAUAGGAGCUCCCAAAAGAGAGACGUGGUUGCAGCUCCGCGCCGAGCUGGAGGCGCUGACGGACCUCUGGCUGACCCACUCCUUGAAAGCCCUAAACCUCAUCAAUUCCCGGCCCAACUGUGUCAACGUGCUAGUCACCACCACUCAACUCAUCCCUGCCUUAGCCAAAGUCCUGCUGUAUGGCCUGGGGUCCGUGUUUCCUAUUGAGAACAUCUACAGCGCCACCAAGACAGGGAAGGAGAGCUGCUUCGAGAGGAUAAUGCAGAGAUUCGGCAGGAAAGCCGUCUACAUCGUGAUCGGCGACGGAGUGGAAGAGGAGCAAGGAGCGAAGAAGCACAACAUGCCUUUCUGGCGGAUAUCCUGCCACGCCGACCUGGAGGCGCUGCGGCACGCCCUGGAGCUGGAGUAUUUAUAGCACCUGCCAUCACACCCACCAUCCCUCGCUCCCUGCCAAGAGCCGCAGACGCUGGAGAGCAGGCAGGGCCCCUGCACCCAGAGGACGUGUCCAGUGGCCGCGUCAGAAGCCAUCCUGCACGAGGGCUCUGAGCAGCUGAGUCCCCAGCGCUGGCUUCGGAAUACUUGACGCUGGGAAUGGGGCUGGCGUGGAGUCCAGACUCUUCUGCAGGACUCUCGGCACAAGAGCAAGGGCCUGCUGACCGGGGAGGGCCGGCGAGGAGGAGGAAACAGGUUCUUUCUUUUCUCUUUUUAAUUUAUGGACGAAUCUCGUGACUCCGGUAUUACGCGCUUGUGCCUGUGUCGUUGAUUUCCUUAGCUGUUGAUGGGUUUGUUUUUUUUUUUAACCUGGCAUGCGGGAUGGUUCGCAGUUCUAAUUUAAGCACUCUCUUCUCCAGGCUGUGCUUUGGGGGGACAAUCACUCUUGGACAUGGGGGACUGUGGGGAGACUAUCGCUUUCUGUCGUUUCCGGAGCCCCGCCCUGCGGCACCUGGACAGUGCUGGUGCCUUACGCGCGAUGCCGUUUUCCAGGCGGAGGGAAUGCGGAAGGAAACUGUACUUUGUGAUGGAUAAAAGGCAUUAAAUAAAAUCACGUUUACAUUUUGAA
Chinchilla lanigera (long-tailed chinchilla) is the source of this 2272-nucleotide messenger RNA. RefSeq names its product EYA transcriptional coactivator and phosphatase 2 (gene Eya2). The record is from RefSeq and is a predicted model, not a curated record. NCBI's taxonomy places the organism in Eukaryota, Metazoa, Chordata, Mammalia, Rodentia, Chinchillidae. Bases 11 to 1627 code for a protein of 538 amino acids. Gene Ontology annotation, cellular component: nucleus. Gene Ontology annotation, biological process: multicellular organism development; negative regulation of extrinsic apoptotic signaling pathway in absence of ligand; positive regulation of DNA repair. The transcript has 15 exons. Gene Ontology annotation, molecular function: protein tyrosine phosphatase activity.